GCUUUGACAAAACAUUGGCCCAGUGCCCAACUAGACUCUCUGUGGAUCAGUCGAGCUGAAAUCUUUUAAGAAUGUCGGAAUCGAAUGAAAUUGUUAACCCAAAUGAACAUCUUGUCAUACCCGAUUGGAUCACUGCAAAGUAUUUCAAAACCGUGCUUGAUAAGGACGAACCGAACCAUGUCAAGGUGCUCAAAUUUACGCCUGUGGCGGCCAUACCGCCCGGCGAGAACUUUACCUCCAUAAUGCUGCGCAUUUACAUCGAUUUGGAAAUGAAAGAUGGCAGCACAAAAACAAAGACCUAUAUCUUUAAGACGAUGCUGCCUAGCGAAAGGGGUGGGGCUGAAGUAGAGAAUUUUGGUCUGUUCCCGAAGGAACUAAAGAUGUACGAAACAUAUCUGCACGCUUUCGAGACACUUUAUAAGGCAGCCGGUGAGGAUAUACAAAUUGCGCCCAAAUGUCUGCACACUGAGGAACGCGAGGGCUACAUUCACUUUAUUUUCGAGGAUCUGGGUGUUAAGAAAUUCCGAAAUGUGGACCGCAUCAACGGCCUGGACUUGGUGCACAUGACAUAUGCCUUACGCAAGCUGGCCGAAUUUCAUGCAGCCAGCUCAGUUUAUGAGGAGCAAAAUGGUCCCUUUCCAAGCGAAUUCAAUGAGGGAUUUAUUUCAGUCAAUAACGACAAGUUCAUUAAAGAAGGCUUUCAGAUGAAGGAGGUGUCCUUUAAAAAGGCAAUGGCCACAUGGGGCAUGAAGGAUGCCGAAAAGUAUAUAAAGAAUUUCCCCACUGCAGAACAGUAUUGGGCCAUGUGUAUGAGUACUCUGGAAACUGAUCCCCAGGAUUUCAAUACCUUAACCCAUGGAGAUUUCUGGUCUAGCAAUUUGAUGUGCAAUUAUUUGCCUGACGGGAAUAUAGAUCAACUGAUCCUGGUAGACUUUCAAAUCUGCAAAUGGGGGAGUCCAGCUCUGGAUCUGUUGUUUUUUAUUACGUUAUCCGCUGCCAACGACAUACGUCUUAAGGAAUUCGAUCACUUUAUCUGCAUUUAUUGGGAGCGUUUAAUAGAAUGUCUGAAAUUACUGAAAUAUAAGAAGCCUUUGCCUAAGUUGCGUGAUCUACAAGCCUCCCUGUACAAAAAGACCAACUCUUUUUAUGCCUUCUUUGCCCUCACAAAUCACCUGCCUCUGAUUGUGUUUCCUACCGAUAAGGAUAGCAAUAUACACUCUACGAUGGCCGAAACUGAAGAGGGAGAAAAUUUUCGACUGCGUCUGACGUCUAAUCCUAUUUAUGCCAAUAUUAUGAAGGAUUUGUAUCCAUUUUAUUACAAUCGUGGAUUGUUUAAUUUUGAUGACUAUAUUACGGAAUGAAUAAAACUGUAUGUCUCACACCUGCUUACAUAAAUAA
This is a messenger RNA of Drosophila montana, 1398 nucleotides long. RefSeq lists its product as uncharacterized. Bases 72 to 1361 code for a protein of 429 amino acids. The record is from RefSeq and is a predicted model, not a curated record. NCBI's taxonomy places the organism in Eukaryota, Metazoa, Arthropoda, Insecta, Diptera, Drosophilidae. The transcript has 4 exons.